Molecule: messenger RNA, 5062 nt
Organism: Haliotis rubra (blacklip abalone)
Lineage: Eukaryota; Metazoa; Mollusca; Gastropoda; Lepetellida; Haliotidae
Product: sodium- and chloride-dependent glycine transporter 1-like
Exons: 14
Coding region: 101-2122 (673 amino acids)
Biological process (GO): sodium ion transmembrane transport
Cellular component (GO): membrane
Source: RefSeq, a predicted model, not a curated record
AUCGUAAAAGUCAACAGCCACGCGGGUUUGGCGCACACGAGUAGCUGAACAUUCACUAUAAGGCUUCGUCUUCUGUAUUUUUGAAGUAGUAUCACUCGAAAUGUCUAAAGAACUGCUCCAGGUUGUCAAUAUAGAAGAAGUAUGUGAACCGAUGCUCGGUGGAAACGAGAAGGGACAAACGAUAAAAUAUGUGUUUCAUACGGUUCAGAAGGAAGAAAAAAAGGAUGACUUGGACAGUAUUACGACGGCGGAAACUGUCGACAGCAGCACGGACGUCAAGAGCGGGGAGGCGGAGCGAGGUGCGUGGGGCGGCAAGCUGGAGUUCAUCUUCACCUGUAUUGGCUAUGCUGUGGGGCUAGGCAAUGUCUGGCGGUUCCCCUAUCUCUGCUACAAGAAUGGUGGAGGAGCCUUCCUCAUCCCUUACGUCAUCAUGCUGGCGGCCGUGGGUCUGCCUCUGUUUUACAUGGAGCUGGCGUUCGGCCAGUUUGCAAGUCUCGGACCUAUAUCUAUCUGGAAAAUCAACCCGCUGUUGAAAGGUCUUGGGUACGGCAUGGUGAUUGUAUCAUGGCUGAUCAGCUUAUAUUACAACGUCAUAAUUGCGCAUACGCUGUUUUACCUCGGCGCCUCCAUGACACCUGUGUUGCCAUGGACAACGUGUGGAAAUGCAUGGAACACCAACAGCUGUCUCCCCCAUAACUUCUCAGACAAUGCCGUUGUGCCCCCAUCGCACCCAAGCAACGUGACGUUCAACACCCCAGCGGAGGAAUAUUAUAAAUACUUCGUUCUUGAACAGAAUGACAACAUUGGGGAACUUGGGUCGGUCAACUGGAAACUGGCGCUUUCCCUCCUCGGCGCCUGGCUCAUAGUUGGGGCGUGUUUGAUUCGGGGCAUCCAGUCUCUCGGAAAGGUGGUGUAUUUCACAGCGGUCUUCCCAUACAUCAUGCUUACCGUUCUUCUCAUCCGGGGUGUGACGCUUGAUGGCGCUCUCGAUGGCAUUAUCUACUAUCUGAAGCCCGACUUCUCCAGGCUCGGCGACCCUCGGGUGUGGAGCGACGCCGCCACGCAGAUCUUCUACUCCCUCAGUACCUGUACAGGUGGGCUGAUUACCAUGUCCAGCUUUAACAAGUUCAAGAACAACUGCUACAAGGACUCCGUCAUCGUCGCCCUCAUCAACUGCGCCACCAGCAUCUUCGCUGGAUUAGUCAUCUUCUCCAUCCUUGGCUUCAUGGCUAAAGAGAAGGGUGUCUCCGUUGCCGAUGUUGCUGAUGGAGGUCCUGGACUGGCGUUCGUUGUUUACCCAGAGGCUAUUUCCCGGAUGCCCGUCUCACCUCUGUGGGCUGUCUUCUUUUUCCUUAUGAUGGCGACUCUCGGAUUCGGAUCUCAGUUCUCCAUGGUGGAGUGCGUGAUGAGUGCCUUCAUCGACGAGUUCCGCUCCUCCCUGCCCGGCAAACUGGCGUCAACGAUGUUCAGAAUCGCCAUCGUCGUUGUCAGCUUUCUCCUCGGUCUGCCCAUGGUGUGCAAGGGUGGUAUUUACCUGUUGAAUUUGGUCGACUACAGCGUGGGUGGCUUCCCUCUGCUCGUCGUUGGCCUCAUCGAGAUCGUCGCCCUCAACUGGAUCUACAAAUUCGAGCGAUUCUCUGAGGACAUCGAGAUGAUGCUAGGGAUGAAGCCAAACCUGUACUGGAAGAUCUGCUGGAAGUUUGUCUCUCCGAUUGUGAUCGGUGCCACCAUCAUCUUCAACAUGGCGCUGUACACGAGCCCCAGCUAUGAGACCUCCUCGUACCCCGCGGCCAUGUUGUCAGUCGGCUGGCUGAUCGUGAUGUUCCCCAUCCUCGUCGUUCCCCUCUACUUCAUGUACAAGUACUGCGCUGAGGGAGGCUUCUCGCUGCUGGUCUACAACAUGGCGCCUCUUCCCCAGUGGGGCCCCUGCAAGCUGGAGGACCGUCAGAAACACAGCCGGUACGCCCCGUCAGAGGUCAAGGUUGACGAUAUCCAAAAAGCACGCCCCACCUUCCUUUUCGGUAGCAACGCCUCCACUAUGACGGCCGACACAAGACUCUCUCCGGCGUCUUCCGUCGUCAACAGCCGGGUGUCACUCAGUCCCAGCAUAGCCAAUGUUUGAGGAUGGAACCGAAAAGAAGCAGACGACAAUCAAUGCAAUGUCAGAAACGGCGGGAAGAUUAAAAGGAGCUAUACUGGAAGUGGAAAAUAGCAGAAUAUGCCUGAAACUGUUCGCAUGGCAACAGGGAAACGAUGAAUGAAGAUAGCGGGAUGCACGGUUUAAGCUGCGCAAAUAGUGGUGCUAGGGGGUAUCCUUGGAUCGGCCUAGAAAGUUCCAGAGCAUCCAGGUAUAUUAGAUUCAGUCUUCAGACAGUCUGCGUUAGGUUCAGACUCCCGAAGACGUUCUGAGGUAGCCUCUGAUCGUGACUGUGAUAGAUUCUCACGAGCUGUGAUAGUAUCGGACACACGUUGGACAGUAUGUGAUAGUAUCAGAUUUUACAAUCUAGGCAUUACACUGUCUUGUGACGUCACGCGCAUAGACGGUACACCUAAUGACAUAUCUUUGUGUUGUGUGUCACGUGCGACGAGGAUAUGACUUGUAUAUCCAUGAAGAGACUCCCUAUAUUCCUGGACACCAACCGACACCAUAGUAACCAUAGAAACGUGGGCGAUGUCAAGGAGGGAUGACGAAGAGUACAAGAAGAUAAUCUCCACUGAACAUGUUUUUGUUAGAAUGAUCUGUUAUAUUUUGAUGAAUUUAUAGUGUGCCACAUUAUCCGGGCCAACUACGAUCAAUGAACGGGUAUUAAAAUACUUUUAUGUACCACUGAGAACACAUUUCCUUUGGAUUGAAAAUAAUAGCAUUCAAAUUCAGCAAGAACAUAAUUUGGAAAUGUCUUUUCACAACUGUACUACCUGAAACAAGAUUCUCAAAAGGUUGUGUUUGCACAGAUCGCGAGCUGCCCGGUGUACAGGUGUUUGUUUAUGUGGCCUAUUUAAGAACAUACGUAAACAUUCAUUUAAAUGACAAAAACCAGAAGCAUUCCAUAGCCAAGUGCUUUCGUACGCCGUACUGGUUGUGCCACGUGCAGAAUGUACCCAAGCUAUUAUUUUUAUAGUUAUUAUACGCCAGACUAUUUAUGAUACACACAUCUUUGUGUCUGGAUCACGGGUAUAAGAUACGCAUUUUGGAGUUAAUGCAUAAUAGUAUUAUAUUCCAUAACAGAAGGGCAUUCCACAACAUGACCAUUUUGCUGAUUGCUCUAUAGAUCUGCUGACUCUGGGACUUGUGAUAAUAACGCUUCCUUCAUGACCGUUCUCAAAUUCUAAAAUUGUUUACUUUCAUUGUUUUGACUACGAAAAUUCAGACAAACAGAUUCAUGACCAAAACUUGAGAUCGGAUAUAUCAUUGUUUUAAUCUGCCCCAUAUUUUUACAUGCCGUUGUACUAAGCAGAACGAUUAAUAAGUGUCUUAAAAGAUGUAAAUAUUUUAUAUGAAAUCUAAGCCUGCAACGACAGAGAAAUUGUGACGUCCUAAUUUGUUUCUCAACAACGAGUACACUGGUAUGGUUUUGUCUCUAAUGUAUUGAUGUGAUACCUUUACGCUGCUUUACGUGUGAAGCACUGCCAGAUUUGCCAAGAUAAUAUCAAAGUAUAUACGAAGGGUAGAGCUGUGAAAUCUGUCGAAACUGGCUAAUCUGAAUUUCUGUCAGUAACGGACAAUUGUGUUGAUUUCCCAUUUCUAUAUGUAAUGCCAAAUCCUCUUCAAUCCGUAUGCGCAUUUCGGUCCGUAAGAAGCCCGUUUUGACAGAUCACUCUCUAAGUUCUUCUAUUUGGUUCCACCCUAUCGGUUUUGGGCAGGGUGGCCAUUAUACCGCUAUGUGUUCCAGUUGGCAAACUCUUUACUGCCAAUAUUUGGGGGUUUUUUGUAUUGAGAAAACCCAUUUUGUAAUAAAAUCAAUACUUAUAUUUUGAUUUUGAUUAUUCAUUGUGCUAUUUGUUAUAUAUUUUAUCAGUCUUAAGCGGUUCGUGUUAUUUUCAAUCACUGCCUUUCGAACUAUUUAUCCUAUUUAGGGAUUCUACCAAACACAGCUGAGUGAGCAUUUACACCAUAAUUACACCAAUGUAACUGAAUGCUAAAACAUAAUAUUGAUAUCUAUGAAAGUCAACGUUUCAUGUUUCCUCACACAUGUUUUCAAAGUCCCGGAAUCCCAGGCGAAAAACUCUUAAUGUGUACCAAUCGAAGAACUGAUCAUAAAUGAAAGAAUGAAAACGACUCAAAGAAUUAACCACCAACAUGUGAUAACUACGAAAAACCGGAAGUCGUCAUGCUCUGUUUGUGUUUUACAGAAACACAGACUUCAAAACCUGAACACGAUUUAGGUAUCAUGAUUGGUAUUAAUUUUGAGCUCCAUUCUUGGUAAAAAAUAAUUUGUCAGAAUUAAAAUUCAUAAAGUACUCAACAUUUGAAUUGAAGUGUUCUUUACUCAAGUUCUCUGUACCCAUGUAUCCAGUUGACAUUCCUAAUUAAGAGGUGUACAAUGUAUAUCAAUUUUUUUUAAGGGGGCGGGGUAUUUACAGGUUAAUUUCUUGUUGACACAAGUGUUAACCAGCAGCAUCAAACGAUCUGGUCAAAUAUCUCAGUUAAUUGGCACAUAUAUCUGUGAAAAACAACACACCUGUUAAAAUGUACCAGUUGUCAAUACGUUUCUUCAGAUUUAGUAUAUCAACCUUUCGAGCAUGUGUAUAAAACAGUCAGUUCUAUUUCUGUAGAGUUUAUUUACAGUAUUUGUUUAAUUUUGAAUUCCUGUAUCAUUGUAUAACAAAACCAGUGUCAGGUAUAUUGUGAUACCGCCGGAAUUGUACAGUGAAUAUAGCUUAUGAUUCAACAGAGAGUUUGUCACUGCUAUUUCCAACGCUCACUGUUUACAGUGUAGGUGUGUAUAUAUGUAUAUAUUACUAUGUGUACAUUGUGUAUAUAGCUGCGUGUAGAGGCUUUUUUGCUAUUGAACGUAUGUACGUUUUACUGCUGGAUAUGUUCAUGGAAUAAACUGAUGAAGAA